Messenger RNA from Vigna umbellata (rice bean), 1312 nucleotides. The record is from RefSeq and is a predicted model, not a curated record. Lineage: Eukaryota; Viridiplantae; Streptophyta; Magnoliopsida; Fabales; Fabaceae.
UCACCAUGGCCAACCCAUCUUCCAAUAUUAUCAUUCAGCAAGAUAAUUCUUCUUUUCCCAUCACUGUUAUUCUUGAUGACUCAAACUACCCCCUUUGGUCCCAGUUAAUGGACAUGCGUAUUGGUGCUCGAAACAAAUCGGGGUAUCUCACUGGGGCAACUGCGAAACCCUCCAUUGAUGACCCAACCUAUGAUAACUGGAUUACUGAGAAUAAACGGGUGAAAAGUUGGCUUAUUGAUUCCAUGAGUCCCCCGUUGAUGCAGCGGUUUAUCCGCCUUGAAUCUGCCCAUCAAAUUUGGGAUGCAGCUCUCCGCACAUUCUACGAUGGAUCCGAUGAAACUUGCCUCUUCGAACUGAACCAACGAUCUUUCUCCACCAAACAACAUGGUCGUCCCCUCUCUACUUAUUAUAACGAACUACUCUCCAUAUUUCAAGAAAUUGAUCAUCGUAUGUCUUCUUCUGAAACCACCGUGAAUGGCGUAGUCCAGAUGCAUUCUUCCAUGGCUCGUCUACGUGUCCACAUCUUUCUUAGCGGCUUGGAUUCUGAUUUUGACCAAGUUCGUGGAGAGAUUCUUCGUAAAGACCCAAAAUUGGAUCUUGAGAGCACAUAUGCCUAUGUCCGUCGUGAACAUCAACAACGUAUCACUAUGGGUCGUCCUGCUCCUACCUCGGAUUCCUCAGCUCUACUAUCUCAAGUUCCUCAUUCUUCUGCGGCCAAUUAUCCUCCUAAACACCGCAAGGAUAGUUCCUCUGCGAAACCCUUGUUAUGUUCUCAUUGUGGUGAUUCUGGUCACUCCAAGAAUCGUUGCUACGAAAUCAUCGGCUAUCCAACGUGGUGGGACUUCACCAAACGUCCUCGCAGAAAAAUCUCCUCCAAAGCCCUCAAUUCUUCUUCUGAUGGUGACUCAUCUCCCUCUCCUCAAGCUAAUGUUGUGUAUGAAGGUAUUCUAGGACGUCCAGACCAAGGUGAUUCUUGGCUAUGGUGUUAGACGUGGUAAUCUUUACUUCUUAGAUGUCUCUGAGGGUGGUACUGACUUGCAUUGCAGAGCAUCUGCUACUAACACUCCAGAUUCUUCUCAUUCUGCUACUUGGCUUUGGCAUAAAAGACUCGGACACCUUUCCUUUGGUUAUCUUCAAAAAUUGUUUCCCCAUUUAUUUUCAAAUUGUCAUUCCUCUAAAUUUCAAUGUUCUACUUGUGAAAUGGCUAAAAGCCAUCGCAUUCCCUUUUACCCCAGUAUGAAUAAAAGUUGUAUUCCCUUUCAAGUCAUUCAUUCUGACAUUUGGGGCCCUGCUAAAGUCCCUUCGUUUUCUC